Messenger RNA from Rotaria socialis, 324 nucleotides. The record is from the annotation of a GenBank genome assembly. NCBI's taxonomy places the organism in Eukaryota, Metazoa, Rotifera, Eurotatoria, Philodinida, Philodinidae.
AUGCUUCGUAUAUGUGCUAAUUUAUUAAAACAACGAACAUCACAAGUAUUAGUUUCAACAAGAUUAACAUCAACAGAUCCAUCAUCUGGUUCUAUAAAUGCUGCUCAUGAUAAAUUUUCUGAACGCGAAAAAGCACUUGAAAAUAGUUAUUUUCGAAAACAAAAUGAUGAACUCAUGACAAAACUACGAAAGCGACAUAGCGAGUUAGAAAAACAAUCAGAUGAUAUUGAACAGGAACAAGAAAAAAUCGAAGCUGAAAUUAAAAAAUUAGAAAAACAAAGAGAAGAGUUAGCGAAAAAAACACAAAAACAAACAAAAAAGUGA